CAAGGGAGGAGGGGUGGGGGGAGUCAGACCUCGCCUGCUGGAGAUUACUGUGCAUUGACUGACUGGCAGCUCUGGGGAGCAGGAGCUGCGGGGGGCUUGCAGCGCUCAGAGGACCCCAGAUCCAGGCUGCUCUAUAUUUAUCAAUCUCUGGAGAAUAGCGAUGGACUUCCUGGCAGGAUGUGCUGGAGGUGCUGCAGGUGUAUUAGUGGGACAUCCAUUUGACACUGUUAAGGUGAGACUCCAGGUUCAGGAUGUGUCGAAGCCUUUGUAUCGUGGGACAAUACAUUGCUUCCAAUCCAUUAUCAAGCAGGAGUCUACUAUGGGACUGUACAAAGGAGUGGGGUCACCUAUGAUGGGACUCACAUUCAUCAAUGCUCUUGUGUUUGGUGUACAAGGUAACACUUUACGAUACUUGGGAAAGGACACUCCAUUAAACCAGUUUAUUGCUGGUGCAGCAGCCGGAUCUAUUCAGUGCGUGAUCUGUUGCCCCAUGGAAUUGGCAAAAACCAGAAUGCAACUGCAAGGCACUGGUGAAUACAAAUCAAAAUCCAAAAACUACAAAAAUUCGCUGGACUGCCUGGUAAAAAUUCACCGUAAGGAGGGAUGGCGAGGUAUUAACAGAGGGAUGGUGACCACCUUCUUCAGGGAGACCCCAAGUUUCGGAUUUUAUUUCUUAACAUAUGAUUAUUUAUCAAGAUACCUUGGUUGUGAAAUCAACGAUAGUUUAAUUAUCCCCAAGUUGCUAUUUGCUGGAGGUAUGUCCGGGAUUGUUUCAUGGCUCUCCACGUACCCCAUAGACGUGAUAAAAUCACGACUUCAAGCAGAUGGUAUUGGUGGAGUCAACCAUUACAACGGGAUCAUAGACUGUGUUAAAAAGAGCUACAAGGUUGAAGGUUGGAGGGUAUUUACAAGAGGCCUGACAUCCACUCUGCUUCGAGCCUUCCCUGUCAAUGCUGCUACGUUUGCAACGGUUACUCUCUUUCUUAUGUACAUGAGAGGGGAGACCAAUCUAAAUGAAUGUGAAGCUGGACCGGCUAUCCAACAACCAACCAGCAUGUGAAUGCAGACAGUAUGUCUGAACACAAACCUUUUAGAGAUAUUUUUAUAUGAGAGCAGUGUAAAUUUUAUGUACAUAAAUUCUAUGUAUAAUCAGUUUAUAUCCAUUCUAAUCAGGCUUUCAUCUCAUUAGUAGCAUAAUAGACGAUGGCCUUAUUCUAAUCCAUGCCCUACAACUGCCCAUUAGUGGGCACACAGACUGGAUCCAUGAGUUUUGGCUUUGUAGACUUGGAGAUAAUCUUUCCUAUGAAAUUUUGAAGGAGUGUGCUAAAGGUUGGGUAAGAAAAUCUGUAUAAAAUGAGACAGCGGGGAAGGAAACAAUUUUUGAACAUCCAACUGAUGCUUCCCAGGAAGAAAAUAAAGGCACACUUAUUUCAAUCUCUGACUUAUGUUUUCAAAAAUAUAUUUAAUAUUGGUGAUGAUUAAUUCCUACAUUUCAAGAGUUUUAUGUGAUAAAAUGACACGCACAUGUUAACGUUAUGAGCAUCGUCCGGUGGGCAUUUACAGUGAGAAGAAAAAAAAACCAUCUGCAGAAAUACACAAAAAUAAACCAAACCCAGUAAAGGUAUAUUGUGACUGCAGCAGCCAAUCGGAUUAGAGCUUGGUUAGUUACUACAGCCUGUUUUAGAAUCUACACAUUGUGCAUAUAUAUCCAGGCUUUUUGAAGUGUAAUCACUACAUUACUGUUACUUUAAUAUCUGACCAGUUACCUAUAAAAGUGAUUUUAAUUUUUUUUUAUCCUGUAAAAUAUAUUGGCGUUGUUUGCCAAUUGUACUGUACAAAUUAAAUAUAUAUAUAUAAUUUAAAUAGGUGUUCAUAGCAAGAGGGGAAAAAAAUUAAUGAAAGGGUUUAACUAUACAAAAAAAAAACUUGUAUAUGCGAUACACUGGAAAUGACUUUAUAACAAGUUGCUGGAGAAAAUGUUAGUUUGUUCGAAGCUAGUUUGUGAAUGGAACUGUAUAAUGCUAGUUUUGUAUAUCAAGCAAAGCAUAGAUAAUAAUGGAAAGAGAUAUCAGAGCUACCAUUUUGUCAUUGACUCUAUUGAUGGGGUUUGUAAAAGAACUAAAUUUUAGUUUGAGGUUUUGGGUGAGUUUUAAAUGUAGUGCUAGAGGCAUUCAGGUUAGGCGGUUAAAGUGACACUCAUUACACCAUAACCACUACAGUAUGCUGUUUUGGUUCCUAGAGUGUCCCUUUAAAUGUCAAUAGUAGAUAGGCAAGAAUUACAUUUAGAUAAGAUACUAAGAGAUAUUAGGAUUACAAACCUUGGCUUAUAAAUCCCAUCAGUUGUUACAAUGCCAGAAUGUCCUAACCAUCAGCUACAAACUUUAUAUAGUGUUAAAAAAAAUGCCAUUGACCAGAUUUAGGAUGGUGUACAUGACAAAGGUCAUAGACCAUGAGUAAAGCAUUAGGUUAUCAGUCUGCAUCCAUUUAGCUAUAAUGGAAUGCCAGCCAUGUUUAACCAGUUGGUGACA
This is a messenger RNA of Pelobates fuscus (common spadefoot toad), 2528 nucleotides long. RefSeq names its product solute carrier family 25 member 29 (gene SLC25A29). The record is from RefSeq and is a predicted model, not a curated record. The transcript is spliced from 4 exons. Gene Ontology annotation, cellular component: mitochondrion. Bases 161 to 1060 code for a protein of 299 amino acids. Gene Ontology annotation, biological process: mitochondrial L-ornithine transmembrane transport. Lineage: Eukaryota; Metazoa; Chordata; Amphibia; Anura; Pelobatidae. Gene Ontology annotation, molecular function: high-affinity L-arginine transmembrane transporter activity.